UAGAACUCGUGCUGUUCGGUUAUUCCUCUCCGAAUUCUUCGACCGUGGAGAAUCGUCAAUAUUCUCUCCAUCGGUAUCGUGUCGAGCUGUUACCAUCGAAGCGAGCUGGGAUCCGUUAUCAUUCGAGCAUUUUCUCGUACCAUGCGUUCCACGAGAAUUGGGAAGGAUGAGGAAACUGGAUGACGGCAGAUGGAACGACCGUGUGAUCCUGAACGUUGGCGGUGUACGGCACGAGACUUACAAAUCCACAUUGAGGAAAAUACCAGCGACCAGGCUGUCGCGUUUAACCGAGGCAUUGGUCAAUUACGACCCUGUUUUGAACGAGUACUUUUACGACCGGCAUCCGGGCGUCUUCGCCCAAGUAUUGAAUUACUAUCGUACGGGAAAACUUCAUUACCCAACAGACGUCUGCGGGCCACUUUUCGAGGAGGAACUCGACUUCUGGGGUCUGGACUCUAAUCAGGUGGAGCCAUGCUGUUGGAGCACGUACAGCAGACACAGGGACACUCAAGCGACUUUGGCGAUCCUCGACAAAUUGGACGUGGAGGGUGAGAGGCUGAGCGACGAGCAGAUCGCGCGACUUUUCGGUUUCGACGAGGAGAACGGCGGGGGGGCAAGGUUGACGGGAUGGCAGAGGUCGAGGGCACGGAUGUGGGCACUGUUCGACGAGCCGUACUCGUCCUUCGCUGCCAAGUGCGUAGCGUGCGUCUCGAUACUUUUCAUCUGCCUCUCGGUGCUGUGCUUUUGCCUCAAGAGUCACACGAAACAAUCGAGGGAUGACGAGGACGAAGAUGAAGACGACGAUCCUCGUUCUUAUCCCCUGCUCUUUUACGCGGAGCACGCGUGCAACGCGUGGUUCACCCUCGAGAUCACCCUUCGAUGCUUGGUAAGCCCAAGUCUGAAGAGAUUCGCUGUGUCGCCAUUGAACGCGAUAGACUUGGCCGCCACGCUCAGCUUUUACACCGAGUUCCUCACCAAAUCCAGCCUGUAUCUCGAGAUACUGUCGAUAGCCCGGGUACUGCGCCUCUUCAAGCUGACCAGACACUCGCCAGGUCUCAGAAUUCUGAUCCACACUUUCAAAGCUUCCGCCAAGGAGCUCGCGUUGCUGGUUUUCUUUCUCGUCCUUGGGAUAGUCUUGUUUGCAAGCCUCAUCUUCUACGCUGAGCGCCUUCAAGAGAACCCGCAUAACGACUUCGACAGCAUACCACAAGGUCUCUGGUGGGCUUUGGUGACCAUGACGACAGUUGGUUACGGCGACAUGACACCAAAAACCUUUCCCGGAAUGUUCAUAGGGGGAUUGUGCGCUAUUGCAGGCGUUUUAGCCAUCGCUCUUCCGGUUCCUGUUAUCGUCAGCAACUUCUCCAUGUUUUAUUCCCACACACAGGCUCGUAGCAAAUUGCCGAAACAAAAACGAAGAAUUCUACCGGCGGAGAUGCCAAGACGAUCGAGAUGUUUGAGUUAUCGGGAUGCCAACGAUAUUCAAUUUCAACUCGCUUCCAGAUCGUUGAGGCCGAGGCCGCCAACUAUCGGACUAGAAAACGUUUUAAAUUUGCAGCCUAAUAUCAUGAUAAAUUUACCACGAGAGUCCACCGUCGGAGGAAGCAUAAAUUCUGACAGAGUGGAUUCUCCUCUCCUAGCUAGCAACAAUCCCGUGAAAAAUGGGAAAACAGUGGACGAAGCCAUGGAUGACGUGCUCCAAGAGGAGGGGAGGAAAAGGGGUAACUCGUUCACGGGGAACUGCAUACUCUCACUUGCCUGAUCGUUCAGAAACAA
Messenger RNA from Apis laboriosa (Himalayan honeybee), 1773 nucleotides. Its product is annotated as potassium voltage-gated channel protein Shaw-like. Gene Ontology annotation, cellular component: axon; voltage-gated potassium channel complex; neuronal cell body membrane. Gene Ontology annotation, molecular function: delayed rectifier potassium channel activity; protein binding. The record is from RefSeq and is a predicted model, not a curated record. NCBI's taxonomy places the organism in Eukaryota, Metazoa, Arthropoda, Insecta, Hymenoptera, Apidae. Bases 167 to 1759 code for a protein of 530 amino acids. The transcript is spliced from 7 exons. Gene Ontology annotation, biological process: potassium ion transmembrane transport; protein homooligomerization.